AUGAGAAUAUUGCGAGCACACUUAUGUGAAUAUACUCGUAUGAGUGCACUUACUGAACAUUCUCAUGAGAAUAUUAAAAACAUAAUUAUAUCUAUAUGA
Chironomus riparius is the source of this 99-nucleotide messenger RNA. The record is from the annotation of a GenBank genome assembly. NCBI's taxonomy places the organism in Eukaryota, Metazoa, Arthropoda, Insecta, Diptera, Chironomidae.